Messenger RNA from Colossoma macropomum (tambaqui), 1754 nucleotides. RefSeq names its product collagen alpha-1(XVII) chain-like. The transcript has 15 exons. The record is from RefSeq and is a predicted model, not a curated record. Lineage: Eukaryota; Metazoa; Chordata; Actinopteri; Characiformes; Serrasalmidae. Bases 306 to 1754 code for a protein of 482 amino acids.
CCCAAAGCUACAGAAGAGCUCCAUCAGUGACGGUAACUUCUGAUGUGCUGAAGCUGAUUUGAGCUCCGGCUGAUGGACUCGUGAAGAGUUCUGAGUGGUGAAGGAAGUGUAUGUGUUGGAAUAUGUAGAGUGAUGACUGCACUGCUGACAGUAAUAGUCUGUACCCUGAUGUGAUGUGGAAGUUGUGUCUACCCACGUUUACCCUGCAAGCAAGAACCCAGAUUAGGUAGUGCUACACUUUCGGGAAACAUUAUCACCACCGUUUAUGAAGAAGUUAAAGAAGCCUUGUGAGAAGAAGCCGUAGGAUGAAGUCUGAGAGUGUGAAGACGGAGGACGUGUACCAGACGCUCCACCAUCCUCCUUCAGUGAAGAACCCAAACCCAACACACGGAUCACCACAGAGCAUCAGGCUAAUCAUGAUACUGCUGAUCUUCAACACUCUGUUACUGAUCAUUAUGCUGAUACUGUUCGGGCUCUUCAUUUCAAAAGACCAACAAAUUGCUGAAGUGAGUGGAUCACAAACCUCUGGCGAGGAAGCCAACAAACCAAGGAACAUCACAGGGUUGGUAUUGGAUGCGAAUAAAGAGGCGUGGCUUCACCAUGAUAAUUCCUUCUACUUCAUCUGGGAGGCGGAAGGGAACUGCACUGAAGCAGUGACGUUCUGCAAAGCAAAAGGAUCCAAAAUCAGACUCGCUGUUCUAACACAGAGGAACCAGGACUGGCUGAUAACUCAGGCUAAAGGGAGGAGGCUGCUGGUUGCAGAGGAUGAAUGUUUGACUGGCUGUAAACUGAUUGGUGAUCCGAAGCUCUUGGAGACGCCUUCCAUCCCCGGAGAAGAGCAGGGCUGGGUGUGUGAGCACGGGCUGUGGGGGCCUUCAGUACGUGGACCACCUGGAUUUCCUGGAGCACGUGGGCUGCCUGGACCACCUGGACCACCUGGACCACGUGGACCACCUGGACCAAGUGCAGCUCCACCUUUGCCUUCUGUUUAUGUUGACAAAAGCACGUUAAAAAUGACAAAACAGGACUGUGUGUUAGUGAAACCACUCUCACAAGAGGAACUGGAGACCAGCAGGAUGGAGAUGUCUGAGUGUGUGAAGACGGAGGACGUGUACCAGACACUCCAGUAUCCUCCUUCAGUGAAGAACCCAAACCCAACACAUGGAUCACAGUGGAGCAGCAGGCUAAUGAUGAUCCUGCUGAUCUUCAACACUCUGUUCCUGGUCAUUAUACUGAUACUGAUCGGGCUCUUCAGGCCGGUAUUGGAUGAGAAAAAGGAGGCGUGGCUUCUCUAUGAUGAGUCAUUCUACUUGAUCUGGGAGGCAGAGGGGAAAUGCACUGAUGCAGCGAAGUUCUGCAGAGCAAGAGGAUCCAACAUCAGACUCGCUGUUCUAACACAGAGGAACCGGGACUGGCUGGUAACUCAGGCUAAGAAGAAGAAACUGCUGGUAGCCGAGGAUGACAGUUUUUCCAGGUGUAAACUGGUCGGUGAUCCGGUGCGCUUGGAGACGCCUUUCAUCCCUGGAGAAGAGCAAGGCUGGGUGUGUGAGCAUUACCACAGACAAGAGGGGGGUAAUUUACAAGGACCACCGGGACCGCCGGGACCACCUGGACCACAUGGACUACCUGGACUACAAGGAUCACCUGGACGUAAUGGACUACCUGGACUACCUGGAGAACGAGGACCACCUGGACCGUUGGGACCAAUUGGACCACCUGGAUUUCCUGGACCACCUGGACCAUCUAGAAUAUAA